Lactuca saligna is the source of this 399-nucleotide messenger RNA. Lineage: Eukaryota; Viridiplantae; Streptophyta; Magnoliopsida; Asterales; Asteraceae. The record is from the annotation of a GenBank genome assembly.
AUGGGGAAACCAAAGCAUCGCUGGACAUUAGAGGAAGAAAACGCCCUUCGCGCCGGAGUAGACAAGUACGGUACCGGGAAAUGGAGGAAAAUACUCACCGAUGAAGACUUUGCUCCUUGCUUCAUUGCUCGGACCAAUGUUGAUCUCAAGGACAAAUGGCGUAACCUAUGUGGUAAUGCGUCUAGCAGGGUUGCCUUUCCUCGAUGCUCAACAUAUAAGGAAACAGAGUUCUCGGCGGCAAGCUCAGGUUUUCGGUUAGGUUUAAAAGUUCUCGGCGGCCAACUGAUAGAUUUGGUUAGGGCAGCUCCUCAUACUCAACUUAUGAGUUCUCGGUCUCUGCCUCGGAGCUCUCGGUCUCAGCUUCGGAGUUCUUGGCGGCGACUUUGUGUUCUCGGCUAG